Cryptococcus deneoformans JEC21 is the source of this 1779-nucleotide messenger RNA. Its product is annotated as Activator 1 40 kDa subunit, putative. Gene Ontology annotation, cellular component: Rad17 RFC-like complex; nucleus; Ctf18 RFC-like complex. Lineage: Eukaryota; Fungi; Basidiomycota; Tremellomycetes; Tremellales; Cryptococcaceae. Gene Ontology annotation, biological process: DNA-templated DNA replication; DNA repair. The record is from RefSeq and is a predicted model, not a curated record. The transcript has 6 exons. The coding region runs from base 69 to 1112 and encodes 347 amino acids. Gene Ontology annotation, molecular function: DNA binding; ATP hydrolysis activity; ATP binding.
UCUCUCACCUUUACAUCUCCUGCUUCCAUCCGACCUUUCGCCUCUGCUUUCGGUGCGCCGCUAACAUUAUGGCAUCCGGAUCGUCAUCGAAUAAUAAACUUAUCUCGGCCACUGCCAAACAUACCGAUGCUGAGGGUUACGAAAUGCCCUGGGUCGAGAAAUAUCGUCCGGUCCUUUUGGACGAUAUCGUUGGCAACUCAGAUACCGUUGAUCGGUUGAAGGUCAUUGCAGAGGAUGGUAACGUGCCGCAUAUCAUCAUCUCUGGUAUGCCAGGUAUCGGAAAAACCACUUCUAUACAUUGCUUGGCGCAUGCGCUUCUAGGAGAAGCGUACAAGGAGGGAGUAUUGGAACUGAAUGCGUCCGAUGAGCGCGGUAUCGACGUAGUCAGAAACAAGAUAAAGUCGUUCGCUCAAAGAAAAGUUACCCUCCCACCUGGAAGACACAAAAUCAUCAUUCUUGAUGAAGCCGAUUCAAUGACAGCCGGUGCUCAACAAGCACUUCGUCGAACUAUGGAAAUUUACUCCAAUACCACUCGAUUCGCCCUCGCCUGUAACAUGUCCAACAAGAUCAUUGAACCUAUCCAAAGUCGAUGUGCAAUUUUAAGAUAUAGCAAGCUCAAUGACGCCGAAGUAUUAAAGCGGCUUAAGGAAAUUUGCGAUAUGGAGAGCAUCAAGCACAAUGAUGAAGGCCUCGCAGCACUCAUUUUCACUGCUGAGGGCGACAUGCGUCAAGCAAUUAAUAAUCUCCAAUCUACGUGGUCAGGUUUUGGUUUUGUCAACCAAGAUAACGUAUUCAAAAUUUGCGAUCAACCCCAUCCUAUUGUCAUUCGCCAAAUGAUCAAAGACUGCCAGCAUGGCAAAAUUGAUGAGGCCCUUGCAAGAGUGAACGCACUCUGGGAUCAAGGAUACUCGGCGGUGGAUAUUGUUGUAACCGUAUUCAGAGUUGUCAAGGGCAUGGAGGAGUUGCCGGAGUACUUGAAGUUGGAGUUCAUCCGGGAGAUUGGCUGGACUCAUAUGCGUGUCCUUGAAGGCGUUGGAACGCUCGUCCAGCUGGGCGCCAUGAUUGCUCGUCUGAGCAAGUUCACUCUUCCUCCAAACGCCCUCAAAAUAUAGCCAGUUUAAAAUCCUUUGUAUGCAGCACUUCAAGCAUUACAAAUCUGAUACAUAAGGCACAGAUCCCAAAUAAGUUAAUGAGACCAAAUACUUUUACCCAAUAUCUAUUCCUCGAACGCUCCUAAAGGUUGCCCAACUUUGACACUCUCGCCAGCCUUCAGGUGGAAUUUCCACUUUUCAGGUGCCUCAAACACAAGAACAAUUGUACUGCCCAACCUAAAGCCACCCAUUUCUUCACCUGCCAAAAGGGGCUGCCCCUUCAAUAUGGAUGCUGAAUUGUAUGUAGCUUCCGCGUAGGUCUUGGGAGGGUGAGUGAGGACACGUGUGUUUGUACGCAGGGCCUCAUCGAAAUUGACCUUGAUUGAACCAACAUUGGUGGCACCCACAGGAAUCAUUGAAUAGAAGCCGUACUUCCAACGGCCGAGCAGAGCGACACGUUCGUUUAGCACAAACAAGUCCUUCAUCCUAUUGGCGAUAUAUGGUGAGACGGAGAAAAGAUCGCCGGUAAAGUGUCGACGACGCUCAACAAUCCAAGUUGUGGGGGAAUGGAAUCGGUGAUAGUCGCCAGGGGCGAGAUAAAUGACAAGGAAGAAGAGCUUGCUAUGUUCGGAUAAACUAGGCAGCUUGGUAGAACCAUCGGUUUUGGAGUCAAGAGCACUGGUACCCA